AUGAAUGAAAAGGCAGAGAUGCGGGGAAGCUUGCGAGAGGGCACAAUCAAUGGAGCUAAAGGUGGAAGAACAUCGAGCAAAGACAGAAAAUUGACUUUGCAACAAGAUGUGGAAAGGUUGAAGAAGAAGCUUAGGCAUGAAGAGAACAUUCGCAGGGCAUUGGAGAGAGCUUUCAACAGGCCUUUGGGAGCUCUGCCUCGUCUUCCUCCUUAUCUCCCUCCCAAUACACUAGGACUUGUGGCCGAGGUGGCAGUACUAGAAGAAGAAAUUGUUAGGCUUGAAGAGAAGGUCGUACAUUUCAGGCAGGACUUGUACCAGGAAGCUGUCUACAUGUCAUCCUAUAAAAUGAAACUGGAGCAUUCAGCAGCUGUGAACAAUACAAGUCCAAACCAUAGUCCCAAACUGGCCCAAACAAUGGAUAAUGUUGAUAGACAAGGAAAAGAGAAUCCAUCCAGUACUAAUUCUUCAAAGAGCAGCAAGCAAUCCAUAUGUAAAGGCCAAACGGCAAAAACUCCAAUUAAGAAAAUUCCCGUUGACAAUAAAUCACUGAAGAAACGUUGGGAUCCUCCAAAAAAGAAGGUGAUAAACAACCAGCCAAUUGCAGGAGUAAGUAAUCGUAGUCUAUACGAAACACCACCAGGGGAUGAAAGCCCAAAUAUAAUCUCUGCAAAUAUUCUAAAGUGUUUAUCAAGCAUUCUCUUAAGAAUGAGUACUGCGAAGAAUCACUAUCAGGGUUCAGCAGGUGAUAUAACACCCUUUGGGGCUCUAAAAUCUGAAAACUGUAUUGAAGGAACAGAGUUUUGGGAUCCUUAUGGUAUCUGUUUGGAAUUUGGAAAGAGAGAUAUUGGUCCAUACAAGCAAUUACGUGCAACUGAAGCUAAAUCUUUCAAUCCAAAACGAACUGCAAAGUCCUUGUUUUUACUGCAUCGGUUGAAACUUCUUUUGAGAAAACUAGCCUGUGUCAACUUUGAGAACCUCAAUCACCAGGAGAAACUUGCAUUCUGGAUCAACAUCUAUAACUCGUGUAUGAUGAAUGCAUUCAUAGAAAAUGGCAUGCCAGAGAGUCCGGAAAUGGUUGUUGCCCUGAUGCAGAAGGCAACAAUAAAUGUGGGUGGACACUUCCUAAGUGCAACAACUAUAGAACAUGGCAUUUUAAGACUUCCUUAUCACUCGAAACUUACAUUAUCGAAGGGAGUGAAAAAUAAUGAAAUGACAACAAGAAGCAUAUAUGGACUGGAAUUGUCAGAACCCCUAGUGACAUUUGCUCUCUCUUGUGGAACUUGGUCCUCUCCUGCUGUGAGAAUUUACACGGCAUCACAGGUUGAGAACGAACUGGAAGUGGCCAAAAGAGAAUACUUACAGGCUGCAGUUGGAAUUUCAACAUCAAAGUUUAUUAUCCCAAAGUUGCUGGAUUGGUAUUUACUAGACUUUGCAAAAGACUUGGAAUCAUUGCUGGAUUGGAUAUGCAUCCAAUUACCAAGUGAACUAGGGAAAGAAGCCAUUAAGUUCCUUGAGAAAAGAAAAACCGAGCCCCUCUUACAAUUUGUGCAAAUUAUGCCAUAUGAGUUCAGUUUUAGAUACUUGCUAUGUACAUAAUUUUGCUUAUUGUUUUCUGUAUAUGGUUUUAUUGAUGU
Molecule: messenger RNA, 1634 nt
Organism: Gastrolobium bilobum
Lineage: Eukaryota; Viridiplantae; Streptophyta; Magnoliopsida; Fabales; Fabaceae
Exons: 10
Coding region: 1-1596 (531 amino acids)
Source: RefSeq, a predicted model, not a curated record